UGUUUAGUUGCCAGUUGCGUUGCAUUGCGUGCGGUUGUGGUUCCAGUAACCGUACUUGAGUCGCCCUCACAUUGUUCGAGGAGUUCCUCCGACCCCAAGCUGUUCCCGAAUCGAACCUCAUCGCAAUGGAUACGCCCAAGGGAUCGGAUGCUGAGUUUAUCGUGAAAUACCGUCAGGAGUACUAUGAUCUGUCCGAGUUCAUGCACAAGCAUCCGGGUGGCAUCAACACUCUUAAAGGUCUCAAUCAGGCGGAUAUGACAGCACGUUUCAUGAAGGCCCCACCGCACUCGGAUGCGGCCAUGUAUCUGAUGAAGGAGUACAAAGUAAAAUCUGAGGACCCUCGUAUUCCCAUGACCAAACCUCGACAUCAGGCUCGAAGAAUAGACAAUGGCCAGGACUCACAGGAGCGGUCGAACGAGUCCGAUGACAAAAACAACAAUCAAUUGGAUGAGAGCAUGGAGCACCUGGUUGAUUGGUCAAAGGCCAUGCUGCCGCAAAUCGCCAACAUAACGAAAUGCUACGAUGAGUGGGUGCACAAGCCAGUAGACAGGCCACUGCGGCUCUUCGGCCCCUGGUAUUUGGAAAUGUUGACCAAGACGCCUUGGUGGCUGGUGCCCAUAUUCUGGAUUCCCGUCAUUAUACGGUGUGCGUGGGAGGACAUUCACACCAGUUGGAAUGACAAAAGUCAGCUUGCGUGUCUCACUGGCUACUUUUUGUUCGGCGUGCUCCUGUGGACAUUUCUGGAGUACACUCUACAUCGCUGGGUGUUUCAUAUUAAACUGAAGAGCAACAGUGGACCCUGGAUAUGCACUUUUCACUUCAUGAUCCAUGGGCUGCAUCAUAAAGUACCUUUCGAUCCCAUGCGCCUCGUGUUUCCCCCACUUCCGGGUGCCAUUCUUGCUACGCUUAUUUAUUACCCACUUAGUUAUUUUCUCAUCCAACCGCGAGUUGUCCUAUCAGGUGCUCUCGUCGGCUACCUGUGUUACGACAUGAUGCACUAUUACCUACAUUACGGCAAUCCAUCUUUUAGGCACAUUGUCCAUAUGAAACGAUAUCAUUACCAACACCAUUUUACGCACCAGGACCUGGGAUAUGGUAUCAGCAGUCCGCUGUGGGAUGUUGUCUUUAAGACGCGCAUUCAUUUGAGAAAGCUUAAGUACCAACUGCGUUGGUCUUAGCCAGAGCUUGGUUAGAGUUUGGUCAAAUAUUGCUAUUUUAGAACAAAACAAAUUAUUUAGAUGUAAGAAUAAGCCGUAAGUUGUUUAUAAAAGUGAAAGAAAGAAUGAA
Molecule: messenger RNA, 1287 nt
Organism: Drosophila miranda
Lineage: Eukaryota; Metazoa; Arthropoda; Insecta; Diptera; Drosophilidae
Gene: Fa2h
Product: dihydroceramide fatty acyl 2-hydroxylase FAH2
Exons: 4
Coding region: 126-1178 (350 amino acids)
Biological process (GO): fatty acid metabolic process; lipid biosynthetic process
Cellular component (GO): endoplasmic reticulum; membrane
Molecular function (GO): fatty acid 2-hydroxylase activity; heme binding; iron ion binding
Source: RefSeq, a predicted model, not a curated record